UACCAAUAAUUGGAACACGGGUUGGGUCGGGUUCUACGGGUUGUGUAAUCCAAAAUCCAAACCCAACCCAAAAGAGGCGGGUUGUACAAAAGAAAACCCUAACCCAACCCAAAAUCUUCGAUUUAGCGAUACAUACGGGUGGGUUGGGUCGGGUUGGACGGGUGAGUCGGUUUGCGGGUGUGUUUGUUCACCCCUACUUCUGCGGCAAAAAGGGUGGGAAAAGAAAGAGAGAUCCUAUACGCGCCUCAACGAGUUCCGUUCCAUUGUAGGCAACCUGUUCGGUGAAAUGCCGCACUGAAGAUGAUCAUCGUUUGUCUCAGUCCGCCCGUCUUUCUUCUUCCUCAUGCUCGAUUUAGUGGUUCUGAGCUUCUGAGUUACGUUGGUAUCGGCGCUUUGUUUGGAGCUCCGCUAAAAUGGUCAUUCUGACCUGGCUGCCAAUAGUGUGCAGGCGCAACUCCUUUCGGCGUUGUAUGCCUAAAAGUAUCAAUUCCAGCCGAGGGUCCAUUGCUGGACGGUAAAGGUGAGUUUCAUCACAUCCCUUUUAGCUGAAUUUGUGAUUCAUUACGAUUUACAAGAUAGCUUUAUGGUCCGCCUAGGUGUGCAAUUCCUUGAACCAUUGAUGGCAAUGAGAGCUAUAAUAUUCGGUUCUUAGCUUUUGCUGCAGGAGAAUCCGUGGAACUAUUGCCAGGUUUCGCGGGUUGGUCUUCUCUUUCAGCUGCUCCUGGUUGUGUUCAUAAGGGCUUGACUUAUAUGCAUUGGCUAACCUCGUUCAAGAGACUCCCAAUCUUGAUGACGAUAAGGCACCAGAAUGUUGGAUAACAGUUAAAGAGAUACCUUGAAAUCCAAGUGAAGAACAGAGUGAAAGAGCAUUAUGUUAAUGGGAAGGUUGAGAAUUUAAUGACGAAUGUCAUUGCAAACCCAGAAAGUCUUGAGGGUGCUUACUAUUGCAUUAGGCUCAACUUGAACAUCGAUAUCUGGUCAAUCGAUCAUAACAUCUCGUUCCAAUCCAUGGCUGAUGAGCUCUUGAGUGGGACUUUUAGUAUUGUGGAGAAUACGUUUUCCAUCUCGACAAGGGGGAGGUGAAAGAAGUACUUGUCUUACCUGAAGUUGUCAGUUGUUCAGGAGGCUAUCAGGUUGGUGUUGGAAGUUGUAUACAGGCCUCAUUUCUCUAAGGUAUCUCAUGGUUGUAGGAGUGAGAGAAGCCACUCUACUGCUUCAUCAAGAAAGAGUUCAGGAAUCCAGAUUGGUGGUUUUCACUUUUCAGUGAUCUUAAGUUAGAAGUUGGGUGCUUGUGUUUUUGCCAAGCUUAUAUCAGUUAGGGAGGAAGCAAUUAAAGAUACCUGCUUGUUCGAGGCGAUUCAGAGAUGUUUGGUGGUUUCCCCAAAGGGCAUGGUCUCCCACAAGGUGUGUUGUCUCCUAUAUUGACGAACAUAUAUCUUGAUCUCUCUGACCGAGAAUUCUACAGGCUGUCGGUGAAAUAUGAAGCUCUAAUUCCAGGCGGUCCAUUACGUGAAGAAGUGUCACGUUCUAAUCUGCGGACUUCUUUUAAGAGGCAGAUGAAAUGCAGCGAUAAUAGGAAUGAGGAGUCUGGUCCAAGAAUCUUUUGUUGUCGGGUCAUGGAUCAAUUACUUUUUGCAGUUUCAGGACCCAAAGAUGUUGCUGAUUUCAAAUCUGAGGUUAUAGAUUACUUGCGUAGCUGUUUGCACUUAGAUGCUACUUGCUAGUUGCUAGUAGUGAUGCACAGAUAUUAUCUAGUACCGACAGUCAAGGCAUCAGUUUCUGGGUACUUUGGUUAGAAGAGAGAUUAAGGAGACUCCUGCUGUAAAGGCUGUUCACAAGUUGAAGGAGAAAGUGAAGUUAUUUACAUCACAGAAACAGGAGGCAUGGGAGAGAGGCGUUGUUGGAAUUGGAAAAAAAUGGUUAGGCCAUGGUUUGAGAGAGGUCAAAGAGUCAGAGAUUAAGCAUUUAUCCGACCCGAAGUCUCUCUUAAGCCAAAUUUCAUCCUUUCGCAAACCUGGGAUGGAAACCGAUCAUUGGUACAAGCUUCUAGUCAAGAUAUGGGUACAAAACCUUGAUGCUAAAAUUGUACGAAGUGAGCAGCUCAUCAUAUCUGGCAUUGUGGAACCUGCCCUCCCAAAUGACCUCAGGGAUUCCGACUUGGAAUUCAAGAAGUGUGCAGAAAGUUAUGUUCAUUUCGAGACAGCUACAACGCCUGCUCUUCUUCCAUGUUCUAAUCACCCUCCUGCUGAAACUGUUACAAAGAUCAUUGCACCUGUUUAUGCCAUUAAAAAACGUUUGUUCAAUAUGGAUUGGUCACUAUUAGAGGACAACCUUGUGCAGCGCGCUCACUGUUAUUACCGGAUGACAUCCAAAUCAUUCAUUGGCAUAAUCAGCCGUUGGCUUAGGUGGUAUAGCUACUGUGAUAACUUCUCUGAAGUUGAGGCCAUUUCGAGAUCAGCUGAGGAAAUCUUGCAUCCGUACCCUAGGUGUCGAAUCCAUGAGGAUGCCAUUGAGAAACGAUUUGAUGCUGAACUGAGCAAGUUUUCGUCAACUGUGGAUAAGCUAGGUGAUGACAUAGGGUUUAAUUCAUCGUAAGUGAAAAAACUGUGUGAUGAUGAUGCUGGAGCCAUGACAUACGGAGCUUCAUAUAGUGGCUCAUGUUUGUUAUCAUUAACAAGAAUGGUGAGUGAGCGAAGGCCAUGUGACUGUUUUGUUAUGGAGUGCUCAGCUCCAGCACCAUCUGUUUAUACUGUGCAUGUGAUGCAGCGGCAGAAGUUCCUGGAUGGAAGACUGGGUUUUCAACUUGUAUUCAUCCCAGUUUAAACAAAAGGCGCAUUGGGUUGUGUAAGCAACACUUGCCGGAUUUUUAUCAUCUUGGACGAAUAUCACUUCAGUUGGUUGAUUUGGGUUCAUGGAAUUAAACAUUUUAAUCACUUGAUUGCAUUAAAGCCACCUAAGAUCAACUGGUAUGGCUGCCAGAAAAAAAGGAGCAUGUUGGUAUUAGCUCAAAAUCAAAACUUGCUAUACAUUUAGGCUUCUGGCUUGUACGGAAUCAGUAAUCUUCUUUACGUUAUUUUCUAUAAAGAUGACCUUCACUCAUGGAUUGCUCCUGUUCAUCUAUAUCAGGGUGGGUGGCUGCAGCGCGGGUAAGAGAUUGUAAUAAUCUGACUUGAAAGCCAGCCUUGCUUCUGUCAGAUGGCUGCAAGAGUUGUCCAAGGAGGAAACGACGAGGACUUAAAUGUAUAUAAUGUAUAGUGAAUAGGUUAAUUUGUAAGAUUCAUUUAAUUAGUGUACUGUAUAGGAUUUUAGUUUAUUAUAUAUAUGAGAUAUGUAAUGGAUAAUGGGGUUUUUUCCCUCUUCUGAUGAAAUGAAAUCUGCCUAUCGGC
Molecule: messenger RNA, 3386 nt
Organism: Linum trigynum
Lineage: Eukaryota; Viridiplantae; Streptophyta; Magnoliopsida; Malpighiales; Linaceae
Source: the annotation of a GenBank genome assembly